Messenger RNA from Platichthys flesus (European flounder), 10249 nucleotides. RefSeq names its product insulin-like growth factor 2 receptor (gene igf2r). Gene Ontology annotation, molecular function: signaling receptor activity; D-mannose binding; insulin-like growth factor binding. Gene Ontology annotation, cellular component: late endosome; plasma membrane; trans-Golgi network. The transcript is spliced from 51 exons. The coding region runs from base 78 to 7553 and encodes 2491 amino acids. Gene Ontology annotation, biological process: lysosomal transport. Lineage: Eukaryota; Metazoa; Chordata; Actinopteri; Pleuronectiformes; Pleuronectidae. The record is from RefSeq and is a predicted model, not a curated record.
GAAUCGAACUCACGCAUUCUGCUGUAUCAUGUCGUCCCGCUGAGGCUCGGCUCGCACGCUCCCCCCCCGCAGACAGCAUGUUUCCUCCUCGGUGUUCCUCCAGCCGGCGGCUCCCUCUCGGCCCGGCCCUGUGGCUGCUGGCCUGUGCGGGCUGCCUGCUGUCCCGGUCCGGAGCCCAGGAGGCGGGCAGCUCCGGCUCCAGCAGCAGCCUGUGGUACCAGGAUCUGUGCAGUUAUAAAUGGGAAGCUAACGACGGCGUUAACAAAGUGAGCUACACGUUGAAGCUGUGCGAGUCCUCCCCCUCGACCGGCUGCGGCCCCGGCGCCGCCGUCUGCGCCCUGGACCUCGUCUCCGGCACCAAACAGUCUGUGGGUGAGCUGUCGCUGCAGAGGCUCUCUGGCGCCGUGUUGGAUUUCAACAGCACAACGAAAUGUCCAGGAAACAAAAACAACAUUCAGACGAGCAUCAGCUUCCAGUGCGGGAAGACCAUGGGGACCCCGGAGUUUGUUGCUGUGUCCCAGUGCGUCCAUUACUUUGAGUGGAGGACGUUCAGCGCCUGCAAGAACGGCAAAUUCAAGCCGCACAAGGAGGUGCCCUGCUACGUGUUUGACUCCGAUGGGAAGAAGCACGACCUGAACCCGCUGAUCAAAGUGAACGAUGGUUAUCUGGUGGACGACGGAGACGACAGCAUCGACUUCUACAUCAACAUCUGCCGCAGUCUCAACCAAGCAGAUAAACCCUGUCCCGAUGGCUCGGCAGCUUGUCUGGUCACCAGUCAGGGCUCCUUCAGCAUGGGCUCUCCCAGCAAACCACUGGAACUGGUGGACAGCGACAGUCUGAGGUUGCAGUACGAAGUGAGCGCUGGUUCGACUCCUCCUGACAUCUGCAAGGGUCACAGUCCUGCCGUCAGCAUCACGCUCAUCUGUCCGUCAAGCAGACACUCAGGCAGUCCUCCUAAGAUGACGGCGGAGUCUCACUGCCGGUACGAGGUGGAGUGGGUGACGGAGUACGCCUGUCACAGAGACUAUCUGGAGAGCUCGACCUGCAAACUGACCAGUGACCAGCACGACAUCUCUAUAGACCUGACUCCUCUCACUCUGAGCUCCUCUGACCCGCAGUACUACGCACAUUCUGAUGCCAGUGACGGGUCCGAAAACUACGUGUACUACCUGAGCGUGUGUGGACAGAUCCUCAACAAGGAGUGUGGCGAGGGGCCGUCCAUAUCGUCCUGCCAGGUGAAGAAGAGCCCGCUCAUGAGCAAAGUGGCUGGAAGGAACAAGAACCAGACGUUACGUUAUUCAGACGGAGAUCUGACUCUGAUCUACCCGGACGGAGACAGAUGCUCCUCUGGAUUACAGAGAAUGACCAUCAUCAACUUUGAGUGCAGCAACAACGCCUCCAACGGCGGCCGAGGGAAUCCCGUGUUUGCCGGAGAGACGGACUGCACCUACUACUUUGACUGGGAGACGUCCUUCGCCUGUGUGAAGGAAAAGGAGGAUCUGCUGUGUCGGGUCAGAGAUGGACACAAACACUACGACCUCUCACCUCUCACACGAUACCCUGAGACAGAGGACAGUGGGAACUGGGAGGCGGUGGACGCUAACUCUCCACAGCCGGACUCACGUUUCUACCUGAACGUCUGUCACAAAGUCGUCCAGACAGGAGGAGCCGUCGGCUGCCCGGUGAACUCCUCCAUCUGUGUCGUGGAUAAGGAGCAUGGGCCCAUCAGCCUGGGAAGCUUCCUCUCGUCGCCCCAGAAGACAAAAAUAGGGAACGACAUCCAACUGGUUUAUACUGAUGGGAAUUUCUGCGUCAAUAAAAAGACCCGGAUCCAAACUAUCCUGACCCUCAAGUGCAAACCAGGAGAUCUCGAGAGCGCUCCCGUCCUUCGCAGCGUUUCCAACGACGGGUGCGUGUACGAGCUGGAGUGGUACACCGCCGCCGCCUGUGUGCUCUCGAAAACUCAGGGAGACAACUGCAAGGUGGAGGAUCCUCAGGCUGGAUUCUCUUUCGACUUGUCGCCUCUCUCUAAAAAUGGCAGCUUCUACAACCUGACCAGUGGAAACUACGACUACUACAUCAACGUGUGUGGCCCCGUCAAAGCCGCCGACUGUCCGGUGAAGGCCGGAGCGUGCCAGGUUGAAAAGAGUUCGUGGAAUCUCGGGGAUGCAAACGCUCAUCUGUCGUAUUACGACGGCCUGAUCCAGUUGUCGUACACCAACGGCUCCCAGUACAACAACAAGGAACACACACUCCGAUCCACUGUCAUCUCCUUCCUCUGUGAUCCAGAAGCAGGAGCUGGAAACCCCGAGUUCCAGGCCGAAGACAAGUACACGUAUAACUUCCGCUGGUACACAUCCUACGCAUGUCCCGAAAGGCCCCACGAGUGUUUGGUGACAGAUCCCAACACCUUUGAGCAGUACGACUUAUCCAGCCUGUCUCGCUCCAGCACCAGUGACAACUGGCAGCCCAUGGAUUUGUCCAACCAGAAGAAAUACUACAUCAACAUUUGCCGGCCGAUCAACGCGGUGCCCGGCUGCGACCGCCACGCGUCCGCCUGCCAGAUGAAGUUCGUGUCCAAGCAGGGCUCCACGAAGGAGGUUGUGUCCAUCAGUAACAUGGGGAUUUCCAAGGGAGGCCCGAUCAUCGAGGGGCGGGACCGGCUGCUGCUGGAGUUCACAGACGGAUCUGUGUGCAUGUCUGACGGCCAGAAGCUCACAUACACCACCCGCAUCCACCUGGUCUGCUCCCGGGGGGCUGGGUCGACCGGCCCACGGUUCCUCAUGCUCCAGAACUGUACAGCCAACUUCAUGUGGGAGACCCCGGCAGCCUGCGCCAUCCGAACCACCAAGAACAAUAGCUGCGCUGUGACAGACCCCAACACCGGCUUUGAGUUCAACCUGCAGCUUCUGGCUUCAAAGACGGGAUACAAGACGACUGCAAACGGGAAGGACUUCCUGGUGAACAUCUGUGCAGAAGUAUCACAGUGCGGAGCUGGCAUGGCCGGCUGUGUGCUGGAGGAGGGGCAUCCCUCCAGCCCAGUGGGGGUGGAGAAGUCCCUCCAGUACUCCACCGAUGGGCUGCUCCAACUCACGUACAAGGGGCCGCUGGACGAUCCCACAGCGACUCGAGACACGUUCACCAUUAAUUUCGUGUGUGAUCAGAACUCUCACCCGGGCUCAUUGAAGCUGGUGCGAGAGGGUUUGAGCUCGCUGGCCUCCCACGUGGUCCACGACGUCCUCUUCGAGUUCUCCACCGCUCUGGCCUGUGUCCCUGCUCCAGUGGACUGCCAGUUCAGUGAUACUCAGGGUAAUAAGUACGACCUGAGUCACCUGACCCGGGACGGAGACGACAGCCCCUGGGUCGCCAUCGACACAGACUCGGUCAAAUCACGCAGCUUUUACAUCAACGUGUGCAAACCUCUUCCUCCCGUGAACAAGUGCCCAAUCGGCCCGUUGGGAGCCUGCGGUGUGAUCGAUGGUAAAAGUUACAACCUGGGAUACGUGCUGUCGACUCCACAGGUGGCAGAGGACGGCUCCAUCAGCGUCCUCUAUCUGAACGGAGACCUGUGUGGAGCCGCCUCCCGAUACUCCACACGCAUCAUCCUGCAGUGUGACGACAACCCGGGCUCCCCCAUGUUCGACCGUAAAGAUGGUUGUGAAUACGUCUUCAUCUGGAGGACGACUGAGGCCUGUCCCAUCAGGAAGUCUCAAGGUGAUUUGUGUCGGGUUCGUGACCCAAAGAGCGGCUACGAGUUUGACCUGAGCUCUCUGAAGGGACGUGAUUACCCGGUCGGGAGCGGACAGUACAUCUACCACCUGUCUGUCUGUGACGGGCUCCAGAGAGGCGUCUGCACCAAGAAAGACACCGGCAGCGAGACAGUGUCCUCCUGUCAGGCGGACGGAGACAAACACAUGAUUGCAGGAAUGGCAAACCAGAUUCUGAGCUAUGUGGGAGACCAGCUGAUCCUGAACUACACCAACGGAGACACCUGUCAUAAGAUUUACCAAAGAUCCACAGAGAUUUACUUCUCCUGCCACCCCAACAGACAUCCGGGAGUGCCACAGUUCAUCAAGGAGACUCCAGAAUGCACCUACCUGUUCAGCUGGCCCACCGCUCUGGCCUGCGUCCCAUUCAAAACCACCAGCUGCUCCUACAACGACGGUCAGGGCCACUCCUACGACCUUUCACCUCUGGCCUUGGACUCUGGGAACUGGGAGGUCGAGUCCUCGUCUGUGGACACGAGGAAUCGCUUCUACAUCAACGUCUGCAGGACGCUGACACAGCAGGGAGGUUCCUGGAAGUGUCCCUCCAGUGCAGCGUCCUGCAUGAAGGUGGGAGAGGAGUAUGUGAGUCUGGGGCAGGUGGAGUCCGGUCCCACGUUGGACGGAAACGUCCUGAAGCUGAAGUACAGCAGUGGACAGAUCUGUCCCGACGGACAGCGCAACAGGACGAGCAUCGUCCGCUUCAAGUGCGACAAAGACCGAGUGGACUCCCGGCCCACGAUGAUCUCUGCCCUUGAGGACUGUGUUUACACCUUCCUGUGGCUGACAGCUGCUGCCUGCCCUCUCAACAGCAGUGAACACGACGACUGCAAGGUCACCAACCCAGCGACAGGUCAUCUGUUUGACCUGAGCGCCCUGACGAAGGACGGCGGCUACACGGUCUACGAUCCCAAGGAUCAAAAAAAGAUAAUCCGCAUGAAUAUCUGUGGAAACAUGGCCAACGCCGGCUGCAGCCCCGAAACCGCCGUGUGCAUCAAGGACACCAGCACAGCGGUGAGCGGCGGUCAGGUGAGCAGGAAGCUGUCGUACAGGGAUCACGUCGUGGAGCUGACGUAUGAAGGAGGAAGUCCGUGCCCGGCAAACCCCGAACUCAAACACAGCAGCAUCAUCCACUUCAUCUGCAGACCACCGAACAUGGGCUCAGCCUCAGAAGAGCCGGUCCUCAUCGACUCCGAUGCCGAGACCUGCACACACAUCUUCUCCUUCCACACGCCGCUGAUCUGUGAACAGCCUGUGACGUGUUCGGUGCAGAACGGCUCCGCUCUGAUAGAUCUGACUCCUCUGAUCCACGUCAAUGGAUAUUACACAGCCACAGAUGAGGCGGAGAGUCAAAAGAAUGGAGCUUCAGACUUUUACAUCAAUGUCUGCGUGCCUCUGAACCCAAUCCCCGGCGUCACCUGUCCUCCUGGGUCUGCCGUCUGUGUGGAUCCGGAUGACGGACCACCGAUGGAUAUCGGGCGAAUGACCAAAGGCCCUGAGAUCGACAGCGUCACAGGGGACGUGAACAUCACCUACUACAGCUCCACCAGGUGUGCAGAGGACCCGUCACAGAACUACUCUUCAACCAUCAUCUUCACCUGCCAGAGAGGCCUGGACCUGGGCUCUCCACGGAUGCUCAAGCUAGAGUGCGUCUAUCUGUUUACGUGGGCGACGCCUGUGGUCUGUCCAGACGCCACCCACACCAGCGGCUGCCAGCUCACCGACUCCCAGCUCCAGUUCACCUUUGACCUUUCGGGCCUUUCUGCUGAAGUCCAGGUGCCAGGACCUUCCAGCAUCUACCACGUCAGCGUCUGUGGCUCGGUGGCGGAGCCGGCCUGUAAGAGCAGCGCGGUCUGCCGCGUGACCGGCUCCGGCUCGGACACGCUGGCCUCGUCGUUCGGAAUCAGCAAGGCCAUGACCAUGGACUACAAGCACGAGGAGCAGGCGGUGCUGAUGCAGUACGGAGGAGGAGAUGCCUGCCCGCCAUUGACCAGUGAGGGUGAGGUGUGUGUGUUCCCCUUCAUCCACAUGAAGAAGUCGUACACAGAGUGCACCAAUGACGGGAGGACAGACGGCAGGAAGUGGUGCGCCUCCACCGCCAACUAUGACACGGACAGGAAGUGGGGCUUCUGCACUGCAGCCUCGGCUAAGCGUCAGUCGUCCAUCUUGUUCACCUGUGACCAGUCGGCGGGCCACGGCUCUCCCCAGCUGGUCUCAGAGACGGCCGGUUGCUCCGUCACCUUCCAGUGGAAGACCAACGCGGUGUGUCCCCCGAGGAAGAUGGAGUGCAAGCUGGUCAGCCAGCAUCAGACCUUUGACCUGCGAGCCCUGUCCUCCCUCACCAAGCCGUGGAAGUUCAGCCACAAGGGAGAUUCGUAUAACAUCAACCUGUGCCAGGGGAUCCACGAUGGAUUACCAGCUUGUCCAGAUGGAGCGACCGUGUGUCGACUCACGGCAGCAGGACUGACUCAGACCCUGGGUCGAGUUUACACCCAGAAGAUGAGCUACUCUGAUGGAAAGAUCUCCGUCAGUUACUCAGCAGGAGACCGUGUCUGUAAUAACGGCGUGCAGGCGAAGACUGUGAUCCAGCUGAGCUGUGGCUCCACUGUGGGACACCCAGCACUCAUCAGUGUGGACGAGGCGUCCUGUGAGUUUGUGUUUGGCUGGGAGACUCGCUCGGCGUGUGCGGUGACGCAGCAUGAGGUGGAGGUGGUGAACGGGACGAUACAGGUUCCUGACACCGGGGCCAGUCUCAGCCUGGGAUCCCUCUACUUCAGCCAGCACCAGGCGUCUGGAGACAUCCGUCCCAACGGCGACCGAUACAUCUACCACAUCCAGCUGUCCGGCAUCACCAACAACUCACUGGGCAGCUGCCUGGGCGCCAACAUCUGCCAGUUGAAGCUCAACACAGCCUACAGUCGCAGGAUCGGCUCCUCCAGCAAAGCCAAGUACUACAUCCAAGGAGGAAACCUGGACGUGAUGGUUCCCUCGGAGUCGGCGUGUGGCCACGAGAAAACCAAGAUGGUGUCCUCCACCAUCAUGUUCUACUGUAAGCCGGCGGCAGGCGUGGGGAUCCCGGAGUUCGUGCUGGAGACGGCCGAAUGCCAGUAUCUGUUUGUGUGGCACACGGAGUCAGUGUGUGGUCUGACCCUGGACACGGCUGUGGCCGCGCUGCCGUCCAGAGCCGUGUCCAGGCGGAGCCAGGCCCUGGGGCCGCUGCUGAGCCUCCUGCUGGUGGGCGUGUCCGUCUGUCUGCUCGGGCUCCUGCUGCACAAGAGAGAGAGAAGGGAGCUGGUGAUCCAGAAGGUGUCCGGCUGCUGCAGGAGAGGAAACCAGGUCGCGUACAAAUAUUCAAAGGUCAACAUCGAGGACGAGGGGGGCGAGGAGGAGAUGGAGUGGCUGAUGGAGGAGCUGGACGCCCCCCCCACGUCCUCGUCCUCGUCGUCCCACCGGGGCAGGAGUCACCAGGGUAACGGUCACAUCAGGACCAAGCCGGUGAACACGGACGCCCUCCGCUCCUUCACGCUGGACGAGCAGGAGGACGACAGCGAGGACGAGGUGCUCAGCGUCCCGGGGGUGCAGGUGAUGAAGGCCAAGAACUCUGCGGCUCACCGCAGCAUCUUCCUUCAGGAGGAGAGUGACGAGGACCUGGUGGGACUCCUGGACGAGUCGGACCGGAAGAGGAAGAGCAACAAGCCACGCCCCUCGGGCCGCAGCCACGACCACAGCACGGCGUCCAACGUGAAGCGGGACGAGGACGACAGCGACGAGGACCUCCUCAGGGUGUGAUGUCACUCCCCCCCCCCCCGCUCUGUCCCUCCCCCUCCGUCCUGUCUGAACUCUUCUCUCUCAGUGAAUGUCUCCAUCACAGCAACACAACAGUGAAAAACCCACAACAUCUUGAAAUCAGUUGUUUUUGUUUUGGACUGCACCUUUCCUCUACUCCUCAGUCCACAGCCCGUCCACCCAUUCGCUCACGGUUCCUUAUUUAUUGAGAGCUGAUUAUUUAAAGUGUCUUUUCACUUCCUUCACUGCAGCCAAGUCAUCAGAUCAACCCAGGGCACAAACAACACCUUUUUAAAAUGUAUUGACUCUGCAGAGAGACACGUCAGGGAAAAGAUUCAAGUGAAGAUUAAAUUAUAUUAAAUAUACUUCUAUAUUAGUGUUGGCGACAAUACAUUUACAACUUUGAGGGGGUGAUUCACAGUUUGGGUUUUUAAUGACCUUUGGGGAAUUUGGGGCCUUAUGAGGAGAAGAAUAAGACGAGAUAUUGAGGAUAACGUUGUAGUUGAGAGGAAAUUCUGAAUGUGAAGCUUAUAUUUCAACUUUAUUCUCUAAAUCUCCGAUGUUUCUUCUCUCGUGGCCGUAAAAUAAUCUGUCGUGGGAAUCUGCGGUGAAACAGGGAAACUAAAGUCAAACGGCGAUCGAAGCAAACAGCAGGAUUCAGGCUUCAGGACGGAGGCCGAGGAGCCGUGUCCUUGUGUCCUUGUCUCCUCGUGUCCUUGUCUCCUCGUGUCCUCGUCUCUAAAGGGAAUGAGUCUUUCUCGCUGUUUACAGUUGCUAUAAGAGCAGAUAUCUUUUUCUCUUUCUUUCCCCCGUGAAAAGAAAGCGUGAUGCCUUCCUCAAUGAUGAAUUUACUUUUGCAUCCUCAUCAGUGAAUCAUCUCCAGCGACAGAUUGAUUUGUGAGACGUUGUACAUAAGACGAUAAUGUUGAAUAAUAAUGUGGAUUUUGUUUUCUCCUCACCGGUGAAAGUCUCAAACGUUUGUUGUUAUGAUUAUUUAAGUGUCGGAGCUGAUUUUCUGUCGGUGUCUCUGUUCUGUGUGGAACUAGCGACGGCCUUAAGUGUGAAUGGACGGACGGUGGAAGGGUUGAAAGUGAAACGUGAGAUGUUAGUUUAGCUUGUGUUGGUUUUCUGAACUCCUGCUAAAGCCAUAUUCCUUCAGCCACAGUCCGCUUGCGCGCUCGUACACGAACGGCUCAGUUUCCAUAUCCAGGUCUGUGAUGGUGGACGUGUCAAACGUGAGGUUUGAACUCGGUUUAACCAAGUUAUGUGCUGAAAUCUGCCCUUUGUUUUGCCAAAUGCAUGAAAUGAUAACACAAAAUGAAGAACAUAAAUAUAUCCAGACAUAUACAUUUAACACAUUUCUGCUUAAUUAUAUCAGAACUUAUGUUUCCUCAAAGGAUCCAGGGCUCAGCUAUUCAGGUUUAGUUAUUUCAUUGAUUCCUAAAUCCCACACUAACUGCAGUGUGUCCUUAUAGUGAAGAGGAGGAGUGAACCUGCACAGUAUAAACCAUGGACUGGGAAUAGGCCACCAGGGGGACAUCAGGACGCUGGGGCUUCACUUUGUGGAGCCGUCAUAUCCUCCAUCUUUAUUUCCAGUGUUUGGUGUAAGCACAGAAUCUCUGGAGCCGUCCCACUUGUGGUUUUCAUCAGGUGGAAUCACAGACUUACAAUUUGAAUUCACACAAACUCUGUGAAAUAGGUUGUGUAGAUGAGGAUGAAAUGUGCGAUGGUACGAAGGGCAUGAGGUCAAAUCUCAGUUUUCAAUCCACAGAAGCUCAAGUUAUUAACAGACAUGUGAUGUCAUCUCUAAAACAUCUAAUCAAUCACCAUUCAGGGUAUUUCUAAAGCUUUAUACGCAAAUUUGUUAAACCCAUUUUUGUAAAAUGUCCAAAAACUCUGACAGAAUAAUAAAAAAAAAGGCUUUAGCAUUAUUAACAUCAGUAUUUUAUAAGGAUGAGUUUGGGUUGUGCCAUAAGAGUGAAAUUUAAAAAAACACAAAUCUAAAAUCUUCAUGUUUCAGUCCCUCUGCUGCAGGAAGUCACCGAUGAUUCACGAUCACGUUAUGAAAUAAAUCUUUGUUUUUUCAUAUCUCGUUCUAAAAUCUCACUCGUCAUGUUUUCUGUUAAUAAUCGUCCGGAUCAGUCGAAUGAUUUUUCCUCUGAUCUGAAGUUAUUAAGUGUUCCACGGGUACGAUUUCCAAAAGCCAAAAACAACCAGAACCUAAAUAUGAUUGUCGAGCAAACAGUUGAAAAUGAAAUUGAGCCUGUUGCUCUCAGACGUUAUUGUUUUAAACAUUUGUAUUUAUUCAACUUCACGAUGUGGUGCCGGUGUUUUCCACUUUGUGACUCAUCUCUCCUGAGGAGACGUGGUAGCACUCCUCAUCCUCUGAUAAGUGAAGUCUUCUCCUCUCGUGAAGAUGUGAACAGACGUUGUUGUGCUUGUUCUCUGAUCGUCACUCCAGCAGAGACCUUUUGUUUUGUUUUGGAAAACUAACAACAAACUAAAAAAAAGCCCACGAGAUCUUUUCUGUGAUGAUUCUGGACGACGGGAGAUUCUUGUUCUGUUUUGUUUCGCUGUAAGUUCUGUUGUCUCGUAUGUUUUUUGUUUUGUUUUUCAGCUCUUUGCCCGUUUUCCUAUUUAAAAAGUGUAGAUGUAAAAAAAUAUUGCAUUAUUUGAAUAAAUAAGAGAUCUGCUGUUUA